CCAAUCAGCAAACAAGUUUAAAAAAAUGUAGUCUUUAUUAUUGUUUUCGAACUUAUUUGUGCUUUCUGUUUUCGGUAAAAUUUCAUUUUAAAUAACUAACUUUCAUUUAUGCCUUUUCUUUUCAUUUUUUCCAAAUGUAAUGUGUUUCUGAUUCUCGUACAUUUUGGAUGAUAUAACUAUAUCUAACCAAAGAAAUAAUGUAAAAAAUACCGCCAAAACCUUCUUCGUAGCAAAUGCCAAAUGAUUCCUUAAAAAUUAACAUCUUACGGAAACUAGACAAAAAUUAUUUGUCUAUAGCAUACUAUCAAAAAUCACAAGCCAAAUAUUCAAGAAACGUUGGUUUUCUCUACACUGGAUUUAAAAAUUGUAGCUGCAAUUAUGGAUUGGAUAUUAAAAAUCAAGUUACUGAAAAUAAUCAACAGUUGUGGAGAACUUAAAUCUAUAUAUGUAUAAGAAUAUUAAGUUUACAGCGGAGUUUAUUGACAAUUGGACAAAAGUCUCUAAAUCUUUGAAAAAUAAUUAAUUGAAAUAUGUAUGAGUAUGCGUAAUUCUCACAUGCACUAAUCAGCUGAGAAACCUUCCUUUACUUUGCCCGAAAGUAUCUUAAAUGCCUUAUCUUGUUUUUAUUCUCUUAACAAACUUAUUUCGUACUAAUUAAGUUUUUAAUAUUUUGAUGGUAGCUCAUUUAUAAUUUCGAUUUUUACGAGUUGACAGUACAAACUUUAUUAUCCAAUGCAAGUUCAUAUAGAUAUCUAGUUUUACCAAGUAUUUAUUAUGAAGUAAAAUAGUUUCGACAAUGUUAUAAUGCAUUUUGAUAUGUACAAAUGUAUUUUCAAUGAAAAGUAAAAUGCAUCGUAAGAAAAUAUAUAUGAACAAACAAAUAUAUUGAAGAGAAUUAUAGAAUGUGCAUAUAUAUUAAAACUUUAAAGAGUUUAAAAAUGUGUGAUAGUAGACUGUUAGGUGUCGAGUGUUCAAUAUUUUCCCAAAAUAUUCAAAUAUUUACUUCUUUCAAUAUAUUACAAAUGAUAUGAUUAAUUUCCGAUAGUAUGGAUUUGGCAAGAUGGUGUUAAAAGGUAAAACUGUUUUCAAGUAAAGCCAUUAUUGUGUUACUUCGGAGCGUGCUUUCUCUUCUUAUUGAUCCAUAAUGUAAAAUUUUAAUGUAUUUCAUGAAUUCCUUGUUUACAUUUUGAUGAAUUAAGGACUUAACAAUCUCUUCGUAUGUUGUUAUUACUAAAAAAAAACACUUUUUUGGCGGAAAUGUUUGGUAGAAAUAUAUUUUUGUGUUAUGAAAAAUAUAAUAUAUAAAAGAAGACAGCUGGUACAGGUCUUUUUUGGUCUUUGGACAAAAUCACUGUAAUGAAUCGUGAAUUUUUAAAACAAAACAUUAGUGUCUUUUGGUAAUUGAAUACCCUCAUUCAUUGCUUUCAACGAGUCAGCAAACUAACGAAUUUUCUUUGACAGGAAUAUAUCAAGCAACGAAUGAACGAAAACCAGUUCAAAAGCGAUUUACAAAAAAUAGAAAAUGGCGAACUUUGCUUUUCAUUUUCCAAAUUUGACAUUAAUUUUCUGUUGAAAUUAAAACGGAGAUAUUUUCUAAUUAAAAAACGAUAGGCUGUAAUAUUAUGCAGUUAUCGAAACAACAUAUAAGCAACUAAAAAUUGACAUGUGCGUUGUUUAAAAUCUAAAUAUGAAUAUGUCGUCUGCCAUUGCGUGUUGCUGAAGACUGUAAAGAAAAGCAACACCAUUGUGACAAAGUAUCGGCCAGUCGUAGGUACAUACUUAACAUCCGCCAACGAAUAUUGUUAUUGUUAAUUGAUUAAAGUAUUACUUUCAAAAACAAAACACCAAAAUAUCUUACCAUUCAAAUCUAAAAGUGUAGAUUGUAUCAAAGUUAAUGAAUUUCAAUGGGUAACCAGUCUGUGUAUCGUGAUGCAAAAAGCAACAACAAAUUUGCAAUUGUAGCUGCCAAUAAAUAUACCAGUACUUUUUUCUGACAAUCUAAUUCAAUUGGGUGUUCAGAGAUUGUGUUAACUGUGGGUGUGUGACUAAUUUUCUCAAAGAUUUAUUCGAAUAAUAUAUUUGACCGGGCCACAAUUUUUCAAAACGAUUGGAAUUGAUGUGGAUUUAAAGAAAGGCAAGUGGAGUUAUCAGGCCAAAUGCCAAUAUUGGAAAAACACAUUUCACCACGACCUUCAUAUACGACCUUUACUUUCUUGACAGUAGUUCUUUUAAUGAAAAAAACCUUUUCAUUGCGUUUUCAAAAACCUUUUAAACAAGUUAUAACGAUACCUAUAAAUAUUAAAAUAAAAACUAUUAACUUCCUGCUUCCGGGAAAGUGUGAAAUCCUUUAAAAAUAAUUUUAUUAACAUUAACUCAGCCGGUGACGCCUGUAACAGAAGCAUUCAGCAGAAAAAAUAAUAGCUGUUUUUGAGAAAAUACCUCAAAUUGAAACAACCAUGUCUUAGUUGGGUAUGCGACAUUUAGUAAAAAGUUUGCUAAACCCAAUGAAAUGGAUAUGAAAAAAAUUCCAAAAUCACGGUAAGCAAACAUCUUAUCCUCCAGAAUUUUUAUAUUAUUAAACAAAUUGAUUGAGAGCUAUAUGAGAGCGUACAAAUGGAAGAUUUUGAGCGUCGCCAACAGAGGGAACGUGAAAAACAUAAACGUCAGCAAGUGCAAAGUGUCGGCCGAGAGUAUGCCCUCUUUCCAGAACCGCGUAGAGUGAACCCGUCCGAGGUAGAUGACGAUAUCACCGCCAAACUGGGCGAUCAUUCUAAAGCUAUUGAGUUUAUGACUACGGAAGGUGUUGGUGUACAACCAUCCUCCAACAAUGCCUUGCUGGUUAGUCAUUUACAAUCAAGUGCCUCGUCCUCAGCUGGCGGCAAUAAUAUCGGUAACGUCUCUAUGUCCACCAAUUUGUUGUCUUCGCAUCGUUCGUUGGCUGGUUCACAGGCUCUUCAGCAGACAACGCAACAAACUCAUCAUUACCAACAACCUUUGCGUCAACAACCGUAUCUGAAGCAGCCUGAUAACAAGCUACCAUAUAACGGGCGGGGAAGUUAUUCGGCUCAGUCGGCUAAAAAUGAUUUACGACCUAGCAGUGGAAUGGCACCACCAAAAGGUCCUCCACCUUUGUUACCACCACCGUCUGGAACUAUAGGCGGUAACACUGGAAAUAAUAGUAGUUUAAAUUCAACAUCUUUGUUACCACCACCAUCAAAUGGGUAUUUGGGUCCUCCUAAAUCAACCGCACCUCUACACAAUGGACGGUUUCCUAAACCAUUGCCGAAGUCAAUAAAUGAUAUAAUCUCCAAAGUGGAUCAAACUUAUCGCGCUCCUGAGCAAAUUACCAAAAUAGCCGCAACGCCCCGUACAAGUAUCGCUGAUUACAAUCUGAAUGGGCCUAAUCGGCACAAAUAUUCAGUUGGCCCGGUACAAUCUAUUUUGGGCUCGCCACCUUCCGGAGCGGAAUUAUUACAGAGUGCGGUUCCAAUGCCCAUAACACCAAUCUCAGCUCUACCCGCAACCCCUAAUCCUCAGAUCAUAUCAAACAAUUGUGGGAUAACAACUAUUAGUAGCGGUAUGCCAGCAAUAAUGUCUGGUGCUAUCCCAUCGCCUACUAUUGGUACUACAAUGUUAAGUUCGCCGCUUGUGACGACCGCCGUUAGACAAGGAUUGUUAUUGUCUAAGGAGACCUUAAAACCACUAAUGGAUCAAGUUGGACCAACUUUAGAAAAACAGAACUCCACGUUGGAAAACGAUUUGGAGCUUUCAGAAUCAGAUGAUGAUCGUCGAAAACAGAGUCGUUCAGUUCAUAAUUCCAGUGAUAGUUCACCCUCAGAUUCUAGUGAGUCUGGUAGUGAAGAAUCUUCAAAGAGUGAAAACCAUCGAUCGUCACUUACGUCGCUUCAGCAACAAUCCUCAGCCCACAAUCCAAAAUCACUUACGCAAAAUUCACUUCAGCAACAGCAACAACAGCAGCCACAACAAACGGCUCCAUUAGUUGGGCGUACAGUUGCAAAUAAACUCACAAAUGAUAAGUCAAAGGUUAUUGAACCUCUUGGAGGUAGCCGUUCAAAUAUUUAUCUAAACAGUAAUGCACUGGGUUCGGCGGGUUCUUCCAGUUCAGGGCCGAGUUCUACGUCUUCAUCAUCCAAUAAAACUCCUUCUCCGUCAGAUUCGAGUAAAUGGAAUUUAAGUCGAUAUUUUAAUAAAAAGCCUGCCUUAACACAAAAUGCCACUCCACCACCAGCAAAUUCGCUGGUUGUAAAUUCAAUUAACGUGAGCAUGGAUGAACCGACUCUUUUGCCAGGUGGGGCCCAAAUAAUACCUGAAGCUACACAACCCCAACCUAAUCCCACGAUCGUGAAGCACGAAAAUACAAACUAUGGAGUAGCGAAAAAGUUCUCCGCACGCAGUGACGAUGAUGAUGAAGAGAGUACUGGUCUUCGCAAUUGCGAUACACGUAGCGUGAUGUCCAAUUCAAGUGGAGCUAAAACACAUAUUAGUGGAGGUGUGCCUGCGUUUAUAAAUGAAAUAAAGAAAGAAGCUGAUGUGCUUUAUCCAAGCUCAUUGAAAGCUACUUCCUCUGUUACAACACAGGCACAUGUUCAUGUUUCAUCUCAGCAACAACAAACGCAAGUACCUCUGUUAAAUGCUGCAGAAUUUGUUGCGAUACCAACGAGCCAAAUAAAACAUGAAGUUCCUGGUUUAACAACAGUAGCAACAUCAACUGUUGCCCCAAUGUCUUUGGCGGGUGGUACUACCACUGUCACUCCUUACAACACCAUUAGCGGGAAUGGACAUAGGCGCACUCUUUCCGCGUCACCACAUAUGCGUAACAGUGUUUCGGCGGGCUCAGUGAAGAGGCGUGUUGGCCAGUUAUCAGCCCCAUCCAGUGAUGGACCUACAUCGAACAGUAGUGAUGAUGAAGAUGCGCUGGCAACAUCUACAAGGUCUACCGUACCAACGUUGGGUCCAGGUGGCACGUUAAAAAUACCUGGCGUACCCGCAGCUAUUACCGCAUUACCACCUUCAACGUCACAGCCAUUGGCAUCAGCGCCCACAGUUCCAAACUCAAUAACAGUCUUACCCAUCAAUCCUCUAACAAAGUCAGCACCUCUUCGCAAGCGAAAGAAACCUCGGAAUUCGGCAACCAGCAUUACAACACAAUUGGACAGUAGUGACGAAGAAGAUAUGACAUCAGAUUUUAAAAGUGGUGGUGUGACAGUAAGUCCAACUGAGCUGAGAGCAGUAACUGGCCCAGGAGGGAAACUGUACUCGGAACCAACGCCGGUAGUGCCUGCAAAGAAAGGACCAGGCCGGCCACGGAAAACUGCUGGCAGUGGAAGUGGAAAGAAAACCAAUGCAACUCCGAUUGCUAUCCCAAAAGGUCCCAAAUUAACAGCUAGCAAGGAUGUUAAUAGUGGUGCUUUGGUUGCUAAAAAGGCUACAACAAAAAGAAGAGCCUCUCGUCAAAAUUCAAAUUCGACUGGCAUCAUCCCGAUGAAAUCACAUUCUCAGACUACACAACCAGCGGCACUAACAAGCGUUCCAAUCAUUGAUACAUCUUCGUCGGGUUCAGCGUCGUAUUCAACAUCGAAAUCCUCUAGUUCAUCUUCUUCGGAAACGGAAUGUGAAGAUGGCGUUAUAAGUGGUUCAUCAUCUGGUGAUGACAAUAAAAAUAAAGUCGCAGGUGCUACAAAAACAAAACGCAAUAUAUCGGCGCGGCCAACAGCAGCAGCAGUAACCCCAGCGUCAACAUGUUCAGUCGCAGCAAACGUAUUGCCUGCUUCUACUAGUCGCAUUAUAGUUCAAUUGAAUAGACGUAAAUCUUCACAUGAUGAUGUCCCGCCAAUAGCAAUAUCGUCAGUAAGCACCGGUGGUUCGGCCAAAAUGGCAAAUAGUGGUAAGCGAAAGAGGUCAACGUCACAUUUCACUCAGGCCGAUGAGGAGGCUGAUAGUGAUGAUGAAUCAUCAGAUUCCGGAUCUGGUUCGUACGGCAGUUCGGUCAGGAAUUAUAACACAGGUGCAACGGCAGCUAAUUCCGUAACACAUGGUGGCAAUGCGAGUGGUGGCAGUUCACAUCGCUCUCAGAAUAUGCAAUCGCCAUAUAAAGUGCCCAUUCCAGCGGCUCCUGUAUCUAGUUCGACUUCUAGCUCAAGUAGCGUGUCAUCGUCGUCAUCGAGUAGCAGCAGCGGGGAUGAACAUUUUGAUACAGAGCCUGGAGCAUCCGUUAGUAAUCGAGGCAAAAGUAAGCACAGUAAGACUGGUACUAAAGUUACUACUAAUAUCAGCAGCGGUUCCAAUAGUUCGAGACUGCGUCGUGACAAGCCCAAAGCAAGCGAUAAGAAUAAGAAUGUUACGCUUACGCGUAUUUUUAAUCCAGAAGGCGGUGCCAAAAAGCAAGGUCAGGUGCUGGUCAUCGACGAGCAGCAGCAACAAAAGUUGAUAUCUCCUAAUGCCUCUGGGUAUAGAACUACAGUGUCCGCCAGCUCAACGUUAUCAAAUAGUCAAGAGAAUCUCGUUGCAACCGCCACAGUUGUUAAUUCACAAUCACCUAGGCUAACUCCCGGACAUAUAAAAUCACCACGUGCUUUGCCUCAACUGGCAGCAGUUGGGUCGCAUCGCACACCGGAUCGUAGUAGUCGAAAUAGUGCUGAACGGAAAGUGCAACAACAACGCAUUAGAACGCCGUCUUGUACACCUACUCGCACUCCACCUACAACCCGCACGCCAACACCCACACCGGCAUCAUUACUGUCAGCACCAACAGCAUCACCUAUGAGAACAACAGCAACGUUGUUGCCUAAUUUCCCAUCCCUUAUAUGUAAAGUUGAUUUAUCUCGACUUAAACGCAUUUUACCAGAGUGGCGUACAAAUACUUAUCGGCUUUCUAGUACUACCAUAUCCCGUUGUGCCCAACAUGAAGCGAUAUUAAAUGCUGAUUUGCAAGCAACAUCAACCAUAACUGGUAGUGGAAAUGGCAACAGAACACCUACAACUCCAAACUGUCCGACGGAGCGGGAACUAUCGCAUUCCAGGGAAAGUUUGGUCGGAAUUGGUGUUAGCGGAAGCAAACAAAGACUGAACACAAUUCAUUCAAAUGGCCGCCUGGGCAAUCUUUCCACAGAUGGUGAUGGCAGCGGUGGUACAACCCCCAAACAGCAGCCUCAACUUACACCAAAUGGUUACAACUUAGUUACGAAUGCAUCAAAUAGUUCACCCUCUACUAAGCAGCUAUUAAAACAUGAGCAAUUAAUCAAAAAUGAACCAGGCUCUGAAUUAGAGAGUGCAUCCAUGGCGUCACAACCUAAAGCUGACGCUUACUGCAGCGAAACUAAGUUUAAAACAAGCGGCUCAGUUAAACAAGAGCUUCUACUACUGAAGCAGGACUGCAAGCCUGGUUUAACUCCACAAAUCGCUUUUGUAUCCGCUGAUAAGGAAGACGAUCGGCCUGAUGGAUCACCAACUUCACAGCAAAUGCGCGUAAACGAUAUAACUGAGCCAAAAUCGCAACGGCGCAAACGUAGCGCCAGCUCGAGUCCAUACAAAGACAAAAAGCGGAAAAAGGAUAAAAUGGACAAGUAUUCCAAAGAUGGUAAAGAUAUGAAAGAUGGGAAGGAAAGUGAUGCCGGUAGUGGUCCAUUAUUAACAAUACAAGAUAAAGAAAAGGACGUUGGGAAAUCGAUAACUGCUUUAGGAGCUAUUGAACGUGAUAUAGGAAGCAACGCUAUUGGCAGUGGUCAUGCUGGUGUAAAUGACACUUGUCGACGUGCAAUUGCUAUAAUUCCACCACUUGGAAUGAACAACAAUGGGCAAAUGGAGAAGGAUCAUCAAAUGGAAAAUCGGCAAUUAGCUCCUACCAACCACGAUCGAUUACUGGCGGUGCGACAAAUGCAGCAACAACAGCAUCUUACUAAUGUUGCGGCUUCAAAUGGCUCACAAAAUCUAGCGAACACUCAAACGGCAAGUAAUAAUUUAAAUACAGCAACGACUGCAGAUAUUGCUGCUAGUAAUAUACUAGUGCCACCUGAAAAUCUAAACGCUCCAUUAGCACCACCACCGCAAGCGAUAUACCGAUCAUAUUUUGAACGCGAUGAUGAUGGACUCUGUGAUGAUAUUGGGAAAAAUUCGAAAUUCCUACAGGAAGCAGUUAAGAGAAAGCACGCGGCCGAUAAGGAACAAAAUCUAUUCAACCAAGUAACUUUGUAUUUGGAGGCUGUUAUAUAUUUUAUUCUAUCUGGAGCGGUACUAGAACUGCAUCGUAAUUCGGAGGACGCCAGUUGGGUUAUGUACAAGGAUACAUUAAAUUUAAUUAAGUUUAUUUCAUCGAAGAUUAAGCAUUUGCAAGUUUCAUCUACAUCUAAUGAACUCCAUGAGCCGCACAACAAAGUUGCUAUCUUAAGUUUACGUUGCCAAUCUCUAAUCUCGCUAAAACUAUAUAAAUUAAAACGAAACUAUUGUCGGAAUAUCAUCAACCAUUGCGCAGAUUUUUUAAAAAGUAGUCGGAUGGAGGUUCUAAAUGGUAAUACACCUUCAUCUAACUCGCCAUCGAACUCAGUUUGUUCACAGGGCUCUGGUUCGAAUACACCGCCCGGACGGGGUAUGCGGCAAGAUAUUCAGAUCACAUUAAAUCACCAAAAUUUGUACUUCAAUUACUUGGCUAAUUGUCACGAUUUAUGGGAUCAAGCGGAUCGACUUGUACGGCAAGGAAACCAUACUGACUUCUUUAUAGCAUUGGAUCGUGAAAAUGGACCACUUACGCUACACACCUCCAUGUAUGAUUUGUUUCGUUAUAUACAAUCGGGUCUUAAGAAGCUGAAAAGUGCGAAUACCACCACCACAACUUCUGCGACUACUACAACUAAUACUAGUGGAUGCAGCGAUAGUGUGACUAUAACCGACAACGCCUCAAUGGCUUAUGUUAAUACUACUACCACACUUAGUAACACCACACCCACCAUCAACAAAAGUGCCAGCGCCAUAAGUUCGGUAACAUUGCAACCCCAGUAGUAAUGAAAUUGGUGGUUUAUGCCUUUAUAGAUUUACUUGGGUAUAUGUGCUAUUAUUUUUCUCAUUAAACAUCCAAGAAACUUCUUCAUCGUCGCGGAAAAAGAACGUAGUUGCAUUUCUUAUUCUCUAACUUAAAAUUUAGGCAUUAAAAAGGCUUUCGUGCUAUAUAUAUACAUAUGUAUAUGUGUAGAUUUGGACGAGUGAGUGGCAGGCAGAUACUUGCUUGUUGGUCAUGAAGUUCAUUAGCAAAACAAAGUGUUACAGUUUAUAAUAAUAUUGUUUUUAUUAUUACCUUUAUUAUUGCUAUUAUACAAUUAACCCAAAAAGAAAUUAUCAUUAAUAAUGCUUAAUUUAAAAAGAAGAAAAAAUACCUGUUUUUUCCUAUUUACCUGUACAUGUAAAGAACUUUUAACAUCAUAAUUCUUAGUUUAUUUAAAGUUCUUCAUUUUGCAAAGGUGUACAUAUAGAGGAAAUUAAUAAAAAAAUAUUAAAGAUAUCACACGUUUUGUAAAUAUGUAUUUAGCUUGCGAAAUACAAUGAAGCAAAUGUUAUUACAAUCAUUACUUUACUUCUAUUUUAAUUAUUAAUUAUUUUAAUUUAUUUAUACAAGGGGAUACAAACCACGGUUAGAAAUUUGGCGGAAAUUAUAAUUGUUUAUUUUAUUGCAUGAAAUUGUACUCAAAUGCAAGUUUUGAGGAUUUUUUGAAUUUCUCUUAUUACAAUAAGAAAUAUAUAUAGUUAAAUGAUAUAUAUUUUUCACAUCACACAGUUAUACGUCUUUUUUAUAGUUACAACCCUCGGGUAACAUGAUUAUGGAUUUAAAAUUAUUAAUUUUUAAAAAAUGGUUGCUGGUCCUUGGGUCGCAUGUGAUAAAUAAAAGAACACAUUUAUGUAAAGAAUAUGUUUACAAACAGACUAAAAAUAACUUUUUACAAAAUCGAUGAUUAUUGGUUUAAUCAUUUUUGCCAAACUAUAGUUAAUCUUAUUCUAUUAUAAGAGAAGUUAGCCUUUUGUUUAUUUUGCUAUUUUGGAACACCAUAUUUUUAAAUGACAUGUACGCACGAUUAAAAAUAUAAAAUGACGAUUAGUAAAAAUAAAUUUAAGUAUGUUACCAACGUGCCUAUGCGGUCCAGCAAUCACAAUAUUUAUUUAGAUGGGAGAAAUAUAUAAAAAUAUGGAAUUAAGAAAUAAAAUUGCCAAAAUAAUUUACAUGUUUUCAUCAAA
Bactrocera dorsalis (oriental fruit fly) is the source of this 10236-nucleotide messenger RNA. It is a transcript of the gene lilli, whose product is annotated as AF4/FMR2 family member lilli. Gene Ontology annotation, cellular component: super elongation complex; nucleus. The transcript is spliced from 14 exons. NCBI's taxonomy places the organism in Eukaryota, Metazoa, Arthropoda, Insecta, Diptera, Tephritidae. The record is from RefSeq and is a predicted model, not a curated record. The coding region runs from base 2614 to 9012 and encodes 2132 amino acids. Gene Ontology annotation, biological process: regulation of gene expression.